Racocetra fulgida is the source of this 187-nucleotide messenger RNA. The record is from the annotation of a GenBank genome assembly. NCBI's taxonomy places the organism in Eukaryota, Fungi, Glomeromycota, Glomeromycetes, Diversisporales, Gigasporaceae.
GUGCGAUCGUCGUGCUAGUCAGGCUUUGGAAAUUCAAGGCAAAAAAAAAGAGCGAAUUGUUAAUUCCAAAACGACUCAUAUUGAAUUUACUGGUGGUGUCCUAAAGAUUCCUGUAUCGGAAGACCUGUUAGGUCGUAUUUUAAAUGGAUCCGGGAAAGCUAUUGAUUUUUUACACAUUAAUGGUUAA